Messenger RNA from Thelazia callipaeda (thelaziosis nematode), 1056 nucleotides. The record is from the annotation of a GenBank genome assembly. Lineage: Eukaryota; Metazoa; Nematoda; Chromadorea; Rhabditida; Thelaziidae.
AUGGACACAUCCGGAUCUUCAACGAGUGAACGACGUCAUUUUCCAAAUGGACGUGAAGAACGUCCGAUGAAAACUGACUUUAUUUGUCGUGUGAAGUACAGUAAUGGUUUGCCUGAUAUACCGUUUGACACGAAGUUCUUGUCGUGCCCGUUUGUUUCUUUGAGUCGGUUUACUGAUUACAAGUCAUCGAGUUUGGAAAAAAAUUUUAAAUUUGAAUUACUCUGUGAACCAGAUUGUGGUGUUAGUAUUGACCUAAUUAAUCCUGAAACGUAUUAUGUUGAUCCAGUCGCUCCAAAAAGGCAUCAUCCUAUUGAUCUCGAACUUCUUGAAGAUGAACAGGCAAAUCCUCAAAGUAUACGCAGGUCCUUGCAACACAGUAAAAUGGUGCCGUGGAUGAGAAAAACUGAAUACAUCAGUUCAGAAUUCACAAGGUUUGGUAUAUCAGCUGAAAGGCAGGAAACUAGAGUUGGGUACAGUACAAAGAAGAAAUUCCAAACAGAUGUAUUAUACAGAGAUCGAGCUUCGCAGAUUGCUGCUAUCAACAAAACCUUCGAUGAUGCUUCUAAACCAGUGUCACAUCAUCCUACAAAAAAAGGAGUAACUGUUGUGGAAGAAUUACCAUUGUUGCCAGAUUUCGAUAACUGGAUGCAUCCUUUUGCAUUGGUUGUUUUUGAUGGUGACCCAAUUCCUCAAAAUGAAAAGGCUGAUGCGCAUACAUUGAUGCCUCAGGCUCUAAUUCGUGGUAUGAUGGAUGAAGAAGGUGAACAGUUUGUUACUUAUUUUUUGCCAUCUAAAGAAACUUUAAGCAAACGUAUGAAAGAUACAGAAGAAGGCAUCGAAUUUGACCCGGACUAUGUAUAUGAAUAUCAGUCAGUUCGAGAUUACAAUUGGCUAGUGAGAAAUAAAUCAACAAAAGGAUAUGAACAAGACAACUUUUUAUUUACUAUUCGUGAUGGUGCUGUUCAUUACAAUGAACUUGAAACAAAGGUUUCACUAAAUCGACGAAAAACGAAACGAAUAAGGGUGCAGUUUGGGUUCUUGAUUAGUUUGAAAUAG